Messenger RNA from Ostertagia ostertagi, 1569 nucleotides. NCBI's taxonomy places the organism in Eukaryota, Metazoa, Nematoda, Chromadorea, Rhabditida, Trichostrongylidae. The record is from the annotation of a GenBank genome assembly.
AUGAAGGAAUUGGCUUGCCAAGCAUCGUUCCAUGGAUUCAAAUUGAAUUUCAUCGACAAUUUUGAUGAGCUUUCACUUUCGGAGAGCGUUAAGGAAGCAACCGGAAACACUCAAACAAACUACUUAUUCUUUCCUCAAGGGACCUAUCAGCUGUGCUCACAGGCGUCUUCUGAUUCGUCUGGCGCUAAAUGGGUACUAAGCGUCCGAUCGCAGAUGCGAGGAAUGGUCAUCGACUUAGAUCAAAGGAUAGGAAAAUUCGCGAAAAUGGUUGUGAAUACGUUCUCAUCUCUUGGAGAAAAUGAGGACGACAUGGAUGAUAGGCGGUCGAAUGUUUCGGACGAUGAUCCUAAGAUCGAAGGUGCAGGUGAGCUGAAAAAUCUACGGCCAGAGGAGAGAGUGCCAUGGAUGGAGAGGAAGAUGCACGAGCAGUCAACAUUAGUAUCGGAUUUGAUCGGUUGUAAGGCGUCCGAGAAGCGCAUCGAAGCUGAACGAGGUAAACUUCGGCAGUACGAGCUGAUGCGAUUCAAGGAAUUUCGUCGUAGUAUGAUUGAAAAGAUCCGACGACGAAAGGACACCGGAAAUAAAGGAGAAAGAAGGCCUAGGACGUUCUCAAACGACAAUCUGAGACCAGCGAAAACCGCUGUGGAUCUACGUGCAUCGGAUACUGAAGAGAAAAACCAAACAGAAAGUGUCCAAAUGAAUAUCGAUGUCCAGGUGAGCAUCGAAUCAGGACGGUGUACGUUGCGAACAGCAUUGAAACAGGAGGCGUCCUUGAUUAUGAUGCCGGCAAUGGUUAAAAAGCCGUCAACGAAAGAUCUACGUGCGAAGGCUUUUGCCUCUGCCCAGCCAACGAAUUUCACAAGAUUCAGUAUUCCAAGCUUGGACAUGAAAGGCUACUACAUAUCAGCGGAUUCUGGUUCUCUACCAGCAUCAGUGGCGACUUCCUUCUCCAAAGGAGCGGCCCAAUCACAUCCAUCAUUGUCGGAAUCCGUUCAACAUCACAGUCCUAAUCUCCCUAACAGUGCAAUAAUUCGGAAUCGGGGAUGCUUCUACUUGUCAGCGGCAUUGGCAUCAAUGCCGACGGAGACGGUUGUCACACCUCAUCUAGCUGACUAUUUGGAGCAGGUACUGGAACCCCUUCCUAUCUCAUCAGGCGCCACGGUUACUUCAGUGCCCUCAGUAGCAGAGCAACAAGAAGGUGUAGCCCAUAUUGUUGGAAUGGAUACUAGUGCGCUACCGAUUGAUGUCUUGUUCUUCCUCACGGUUCAGAGCAGUACCAUUCGAUUUGAUGGCCAACAGCAGAGGAGCUCGGCUGCGGACUGCCUUUUGAAACUGCCGUGUCUAUCGUUGAUGGCAUCCACAAGGCGGACAGUGGAAGAUACCUAUGUUGGCGGUAUAGAUGUAUCAGCGACACUGAGCGCGUUUUCGCUAAGUAUAUACAGUCCACAUCAGCAAUCUACGGCUCAUGAUGCCUUAUCGCUUACCCUUGACCAUCUGUCUUUUGUGAUUUCUCGAAGUAAGAACUCGUCCGUGGAAGCCGACAACCGUGUGAAGGUGAUCACGUUAUGA